Parastagonospora nodorum SN15 is the source of this 777-nucleotide messenger RNA. RefSeq lists its product as hypothetical. Lineage: Eukaryota; Fungi; Ascomycota; Dothideomycetes; Pleosporales; Phaeosphaeriaceae. The coding region runs from base 1 to 777 and encodes 258 amino acids. The transcript has 2 exons. The record is from RefSeq and is a predicted model, not a curated record.
AUGUCAAGACACGAAGAAUCAAGCUGCAGAAGCGGUGGCAAAGGAAAAGCCCCGGUCAACUCGUUGGACAGACUCGCGAGAACGAGCAGUGGUGCGCCAGAGGUCCUGGCGAUGGCGAACCAGUUUGCGGCUCUGAACACUGGCAACUUGCAUUCGAGGCCGCUUCAACCCUUGCCUGCAGGUACUCCUACACCAGCACCUGCACCCAACGAGACCACCACUCUUGUUGGGCAGUUGCACUUCGCUGAAGUCCGCAGGCCACAAGCUUUUGACCAUGAGGCCCGGCCACCGCCUGUAGUCGCAGAGACAGAACGUCGAUCGAACAUCAGUUCGCUCGCGAGGCUGUUCAAGAAGCGGCCAAAGCCAAAGGAUCCCCCUUCGAAGCCUCAUCCUAAGUCCAGAAACACGGGUAAUGCUGAAGAAGAGAGCGAGAAAGAGGAUGGAAUUGUGGGCUUGCUAAACCCCCCCGGCGCAAACACUCAAAGGGCCUCUUUUGCCACGAACGCAAGCAAAAAGGACUCAGGCACAGGAAUCAAACCACCUCGUACUGUUGCGCCUGGACAAACUACUCGCGCUGGGGUAAAUAGCAUCAAUCCGCCAAACCGAGUCAUGUCUCCAGGUAUCGCGGAAGAGUAUGUAGUCGCCACGCGGACACUAGGCGUCCCUGACGUGGCUCCUCCAAGGAGAUCGCAGACGCCAAUCAUCUCGAGGCGAAGGGGUCGGGCAUACAGUGCCCAGUACCUAGAACGCUUUCAGGAGCCUUUCGAGGACGCAUAG